AUGAACAUAGCGCCUGCCACUUCAAAACCUCAACUGCAACAGCAGCAGAACCAGCAACCCCAUCAGCAGCCAAAGAAGCGCAAGAGCGAACCUUCUGGUGAUUCCAAAAGAAAGAAACAGAACACAACAGUGAAGACAGAAGAUGGCAAGUCCUCCAUCCCACAUUCCUCAGGUCAUAGACCAGUUACAUCGUGUACUCACUGUCGCCAGCAUAAAAUAAAGUGCAAUGCCAGCGAGAACUAUCCGAAACCUUGUCAACGAUGUGAAAGAAUGGGGCUUAACUGUGAAAUUGACCCUCAAUUUAGACCAAAGAAGGGAAGUCAAAUUCAAACUUUGAGGAAUGAUGUCGAUGAACUAAAGGCCAAAUUGGAACUUCUUCAUAAGAACGAAUCAUUCAUUGCGAAAGCCCUACUUUCAAGGCGGACUUUGGUGUCAGGGGGUGGGGCAUCAUCAUCCCCUAGCAUUGGAAGUCCCACAAAUAACGAGAAGUUGGAAAAGAUUCUUCAGCAAGCAAACCAAAAUGGAAACAGUCCUGUGCAAAUGAUCUCACCUGUUGGGAUGUCUAGGUCACUCUCGGAUAGUAGUCAAAUAUAUGUGAGGCCAAAUCAAUACCCCCCAAUAAUUGCAAAAACUUUUUUGAAAAGGGAUCCACAACUCUUACAAUCAAAAUCAGUGAGUUCAUCUCCUGACAACUCUUCAAAUCCUGCAAAUAGUAGGUCUCCUGAACUAUUGAAUGAUUCAGCACCUUCUAAUGAUGACAAUGGUCGAAAUCUUCCUCCAUACUUACAAGAGAGUUUUAGAGGUAAUUCUGCAAGUCCCGUCAACUCCAAAAGCCCUUCUAGUGCUGGUCAAACAUUGCUCACAGAAUCUAAUGCAAAUCAGCCACCAUUAGUUACCAAUAUCAAAACUCCCAAUAUUAAAGAGUUCAUUUUGGGGGACGUUCGUUUACCAUUAUCUAAAGCUGUUGAGUUGCACGCAAGAUUUGUACAUGAUUAUUUACCAUUUUUGCCGAUUUUGACUUCAAAUAGCGCAAUUGAGUUAUACUCGCAAUCCCAGUUAUUAUUUUGGACUGUUUGCUUGACUGCCUGUCUUUCCGAUCCAGAUCCAACUUUGUACAACCAACUUGCAUCGCUUAUCAAACAAUUGGCAAUCGAGACUUGUUGGAUACGAACCCCAAGAUCAACACACAUUGUUCAAUCUUUAUUGAUUCUAAGUUGCUGGCCGCUACCAAACCAAAAAGUUCUCGACGAUUGCUCCUACAGGUUUGUAGGGUUAGCAAAGAAUUUGGGGUUUCAGCUAGGUUUGCAUAGAGGAAAAUUCAUCAGUGAAUUUAGUCGGACCCAAGUCAGUUUGGUUAAUGCCGAAAAAUGGAGAACUAGGACUUGGUUGUUGGUGUUUUUCAGUGAACAGCUAUGGGCGAGUAUAUUAGGGUUACCGCCAUGUAUCCAAACUGAUUAUUUGGUUGAAAAUGCAAGACUAGAUCAAACUCUACCGAAAAACUUUAGAUGUUUAGUUUGUUUAUCUAUUUUCCAGUCUAAACUUGUCAAUAUUAUGGGAUCGUCAGUGACCUCUCCAGAUGGAUUGAUGACCGCCAAGAACAGAGCAGGAAGCUUGAAUAUUUUAAUAAGAGAAUUGGAAAGAUUGGUGUUUAAGUUACAGAUAGAUGAUCCAAUUACUGAGAUGUAUUAUCUUUAUGUCAAAUUAUUGGUUUGUGCAUUUGCAUUUUUGCCCGAAACUCCUACAGAAGAUCAAACCAAAUAUGUUACUAUUGCUUAUCAUUCAGCGACCAGGAUCGUGACGAUAUUUUCGAAAUUAGUAGAGGUUAAACAAUUGAGUGAAUAUCCAAUUUACGUCAGGCAUAGUGUUACCUACGCGUGUUUCACAUUAUUCAAGUUGCAUUUGACACCGCUAUUACUUGAUAAAUAUAUUGACAGUGCAAGACAAUCAAUUGUUACAGUGCAUCGAUUAUUUAGAAAUAUGUUGGCAGCUUGGAAAGAUGUUGAUAAUGAUAUUUCAAGAACUGCUAAGGUUUUGGAAAAAUUAAAUUAUGUUUUGAUCACCCAGCCAAGCAUUUUCUUCGAAGGAGAAGGCAUUAUAAAGUCUAAUAGGAGUCAUUUAUCUAAUUCUUUGUUCUAUGAUUUAGUCUCCUGUAUUCAUGAAGCGAGAAGAAGGAAUAUAGCUGUUGAACAAGCCAGAUUGAAUGGCCUACCGAUUCCUGAUUUCAGCUCGAAGUCUGACGCUAGUGAACGAAUAUUUGAGGAACUACCCAUGAGAAAAAUGGUUCCUUUGCCAUUCUAUAAUCAGAUUACCAGGGAUAAUUUCAAAACCAUUAGCUCCACCUCUCCAAACGGGACGACAAUUACUACAUUGGUUCCAACUCAAACAGCAAUGUCCAAUGCUCAAGCUGACGCGGUUGCCAAUGGUUUAUCAGGACCAACGAAUAUCAAUGGAAUACCUUUGCCAUUAUUGGAAGCCACGGGGAGUAUCAAUGCUAGUCCUUUAUUGAGCAAGGAAAGCCCGUUGCCUGUAGCUGAUUCUAAAGAAACCGUACCAACGAACUAUGAAAAAUUGAUCCUCCCAAUUUUCCAGAAUAACAGCAAUAGUGACACCAGCAGUCUCAAUAAUAGUGAAACUCCUGGUCUGGGUAAUUCAAAAGCUGGUAAUUCCAAUAAAUCUGGGAAGAUUAAUAGUGGUAUUAUCAAUAAAAAAGUUGGCAAUGUCGGUGAUGAUAAAAGUGUUAGUGGUGAUGACAUCUCCUACAUUGCUUCCAGAAACCCCGUCAACAAUACUAUCAUUAACCCUAUUAACCCUAUUAACAAUCUGUAUUCCAUGGAAUCUAGUAAUGUGAACUCGUUGUUUGAUUUCAAAGGUAAUGCUGCUGGUCAACCAGUGGGAUCUGGUCAAAAUGUCGGCAGGCAAUCGAUUACAAAGAUUGCCAAUCGUCAGUCUGUGAAUAAUACUCGCAACCCAAACCAAGUUAAUUCUGAAAGUAAUAACAUUGAACCUCAAAUGGGGACAAUAGAUAGUGGGAAACUGAGAGCGAUGAAUAAUAAUUCUCCAAACGGUACUAGCAGUACCACUGGCAGGACGAAUAAUAGUAAUUUUUUUGGUGAGUUUCUUCAACAACAAUCUAAUUGGACCGAAAGUACGGAUGAUUUCUUGGGAUGGUUUGAUGUUAAUAUGAGCCCAGAGUUUUGA
Molecule: messenger RNA, 3198 nt
Organism: Saccharomycopsis crataegensis
Lineage: Eukaryota; Fungi; Ascomycota; Saccharomycetes; Ascoideales; Saccharomycopsidaceae
Gene: SEF1
Product: Sef1p
Exons: 1
Coding region: 1-3198 (1065 amino acids)
Biological process (GO): DNA-templated transcription; regulation of DNA-templated transcription
Cellular component (GO): nucleus
Molecular function (GO): transcription cis-regulatory region binding; zinc ion binding; DNA-binding transcription factor activity, RNA polymerase II-specific
Source: RefSeq, a predicted model, not a curated record